Messenger RNA from Gasterosteus aculeatus aculeatus (three-spined stickleback), 11745 nucleotides. The record is from RefSeq and is a predicted model, not a curated record. Lineage: Eukaryota; Metazoa; Chordata; Actinopteri; Perciformes; Gasterosteidae.
UGUGUAAACCUUUUUUAAUGGGAUAUUACAUUAUCAAACCCAAUAACUGCAUUGCUGUUGGUAUCUUUUAAUAGUCUCUUUUUCUGCAUAGUCCUCUGUUCAACGGAGUUGAAAAUGAGAGUUGAACUUAACGUCAUCUUCACAGGCACUACAGGACCAAUGGCCUGCCCUCAAGGAAGCUGGUCCAACGCCUCAGGUCUGCGUAAGCAGGAGGACUGCGCACCCUGUUUAGGGGGAUUUUACUGCAACUCUGUCGGCCUCACCAAACCUAGUGGACCCUGCGUCGGGGGGUAUUACUGCGUAGAGGGAGCCGUUACAUUCGCCCCUACUGAUGGAGUUACGGGCGGACCGUGUCCUGAGGGAUACUACUGCCCAGAGGGAACUGUUCUACCUGUGCCCUGUGAUCCAGGGACAUAUGCUGCUGUCACACAUGCUACGCAGUGUGAUCCCUGUGUGCCAGGCUGGUACUGUGUGUCCGGCUCGCUUUCUUUGUGUCCUACAGGCUUUUAUUGUCCCGAAAGGACUGGAUUUGACUUGAGAGGCUGUCCAGAGGGAACUUACGGCCCUGAUCCUGGCUACUGGUCUGUUUCUCAGUGCAGGCAGUGUGACGGCGGCCAUUACUGCUCUUCCAGAAAUGGCACCGCUGUCACUGGACCAUGUCAUGAAGGAUAUUACUGCUCACAUGGAAACACUUCUCCCCAACCUCAGUCCCAGGCUGCAGAAAAGGGAGGAACAUGUCCUGCCGGUCAUUACUGCCCCCAGGCCACCGUCCAUCCUCUGCCCUGUCCACGGGGAACUUUCUCUAACCUCACCAAGUUGGUCUUCCAGGAGGAUUGCCAGCCAUGUCUCCCCGGUUACUAUUGCGAUGCUGUGGGGCUCUCGGGGCUUACAGGAAAAUGCUGGGAAGGUUUCUACUGUGUGGGAGGUGCAGAUCGCCCUGACCCUCCUUUGGGUCAUAAGCACGGAGGGCCAUGCCCAAAAGGUUAUUUCUGUCCUGAGGGCUCUGCGGCUCCUCGCCACUGUCCCUUGGGAACCAUCGGUACGGAAGAUGGUGGAGCCAGCUGCAGUGCCUGUCCUCAGGGUUUUUAUUGUCCUGGCAGACUUAACGGCUCCCUGUCGAGGACUUAUGAGUGUCCAGUAGGUCAUUACUGCCCGUCCGGGACCUGGUCCAAACACCAGUACCCAUGUCCACCAGGAUCCAUCAACCCCCACGCUGGGAUGGCCGAGCCCCAGGACUGCCUGCCCUGCCCUGCAGGCUACUUCUGCUUUACCCCUGGGAUGAGUGUUGCAUCAGGCCAGUGUGACGCAGGGUACUACUGCUUCUCUGGGGCCCGGUCACCCACACCAGAUGACGGAGGGACGACAGGUGAUAGAUGUCCCGAAGGCCAUUACUGUCCCCGGGGUUCCUCAGCACCACUGCCCUGUCCCAUCGGGCAUUACAGCAACAGCACCAGAAACCGUUAUCCCUCCAACUGUCUGCCUUGCCCUCCAGGUUUCAUCUGUGACACUAGAGGGCUCUCUCUCCCUUCUAAUAUCUGCCCAGCUGGCUCCUACUGUCCAGGCAGAGAAAACAGCGGGCAGCAGGCCUCUUCACCUUGCCCACCUGGAAACAUGUGUCCACCUGGAUCCGAUAGACCUGUACCCUGCUUGCCAGGGACCUUCCAGGAUUUACACGGACAGGCAGAAUGUGUCAAAUGUCCAGCCGGAUUUUACUGUGCUGGUUUGGUGGAUGCGGACACUGGCCAUGUGUCUGGUCCUGCCACUUCGACUCUGUGUCCUAUCGGACACUAUUGCCCACAAGGAACGCAGUCUGGUGUAGCAUUCCCAUGCCCAGCUGGCACUUUCAGCGGGCAGAUGGGGUUGUCCAAUCAGUCGGGCUGUGAGCUCUGCCCUCCAGGGAGAUAUUGCGGUUCCUCUGGACUUGCUGCACCCACUGGGGUCUGCUCUCCAGGUUACCUCUGUAGCCAUGGUUCGGUUUCUUUCAAGCCGGAGGAGGGCCCAACAGGAGGCCGUUGCUCUGCAGGGUCCUAUUGCCCCCAGGGUACCCACUACAUGGUUCCUUGCCCUACAGGCACCUUCAGUUCCAAAGACGGGGCCGUUUCUGUAGAGGUUUGUCGGUCCUGUUUGCCUGGCCAUUAUUGCUCUGCGCCUGGCCUGUCCUCCCCAUCUGGGCCCUGCAACCCAGGUUUCUACUGCAUCCAGGGAUCCAGAACGGCCACACCUAUGGGUGACACCUCAGGAGAUUCCACGUCGCCAUCUCCACUACCUGGUGAUUCAACCCUGGAACAGUUCACUGGCAGUGUGUGUCCUGCAGGCCAUUACUGUCCUAAAGGGAGUGCAAAGCCAAGCCCUUGUCCUCCAGGAACCUUCUUGGGAAGGUCUGCGGCUGAGUCUCAGACUGAUUGUGAGGCUUGUUACUCGGGCUCUUACUGCCCCUCCUGGGCUCAGAGCUUUGUCGACCUCCUCUGUCCCCCGGGGUGGUUCUGUCCACCCGGAUCAGUGUCCGGACAUCAGCCAGGAUGUCAGUGCCCGCCCGGCCAUGCGUGCCCACCUGGCAGUGCCGAGCCGGCCCUCUGUAGCCAUGGCAGUUUUCAAUCUUCCUCUGGACAGUCCACUUGCAACACCUGCCCACCAGGUUUCUUCUGUACUCGGGGUUCAUCCGUGCCAUCGGCGUGUCCGAUGGGCAGCGUCAGUCCCUCGGCUGGCAUUACGUCCCCGACGGACUGCCCCGCCUGCCCCGCUGGCUACUUCUGUAACAGCAGUGCUCUGACAGAGCCGUCCGGAGCCUGCAGCCCAGGACAUUUUUGUUCCCUGGGAUCCACGGAGCCUUCCCCUGUCUCGCAGCCUUAUGGAGAUGUCUGCCCCGUAGGACACUUUUGUCCUGGGAGUAGCGGGUCACCCAAACCAUGUCCUGUCGGCAGCUUCCUCCCAGAGCGUGGAGCUUCUGCCCGCUCUCACUGUCACCGUUGCCCCCCAGGGAAAUACUGCCCGACUCCUGGAAGCUCACAGCCCACAGGUCUGUGCUCUGCAGGUUUCUUUUGUUCUGGAGGGGCAGAUAGCCCCACGCCUCGAGCCUCUGUGUUCAGCUGUCUUUGUGAGAUACUGGAGGUUUACACCACAAAGAAAGACGCCGCACUCUGGAUUCACAAUCUGCCCUGCUUCAAUAAUUCCAGUAGUUCUGGAAGCGACGCUAACUGGAUCGAAGUGGUGACGGCGACGGAGGCGGACUCGGUGACUCACUCACCGCUGUGCCUCAAGAGUCCACAUCGGAGCUGCUCCUCGUACAGAGGAGACAUCUGCCCUAAGGGUUUCUAUUGUCCCGUGGGCUCUUCCUACCCCCAGCCCUGUGAAGCUGGAUCUUACUGUGACCAGAUUGGGCGAGAGGCCCCUGCAGGGCCUUGUGCUGCAGGAUAUCACUGUCCCAAAGGCUCUUUGAACCCCCAUGCCACCCCUUGCCCCACAGGACACUACUGCCCCGCCGGAACUCCUCUUCCUCGGUCGUGUCCCAUUGGGACCAUAAAAAGUUCCCUGGGUGGGUCUACGGUGGGGGAUUGCCAGAUGUGUCCCCCAGGUCACUUCUGCCACCAGAGAGGAAUAGCUGAGCCAAGUGGGCAGUGUGCAGAAGGCUACUAUUGUCCUGAGGGACAGAGCUCCGAGAGACCACAACAACAUGUCUGCUCACUGGGACAUUAUUGUGAAAAGGGAAGUAUCAGACAGAAGGCCUGCCUCCCCGGCAGCUACCAGCUAAGACAAGGCCGCGGCAGCUGUGAGACAUGCCCUUCCGGUUUCUACUGUCGAGAUCAAGGAGUGACCCAUCCACUCCCUUGUGAGAGAGGAUUUUAUUGUCCCGGCGGAUCAGCAAAUCAACAUCCCUGUCCGGCUGGAACUUACGGAAACAUGUCAGGACUGGUUGAAGAGUGGCAGUGCUCAAUGUGUGACCCUGGGAUGUACUGCAAAGGAACAGGGAGGACUUUUGCCAGCGGGCCGUGUGCUGCAGGGUUUGUUUGUGUUGGCGGAGCCUCUGAAUCUUCACCACUCGAUAAUGUGACUGGCUUCCCAUGCCCUCCCGGCUUCUUCUGCUCCGUGGGGACUUCUUCUCCAAAAGCAUGCCCGAAAGGAACAUUCAGUGAGCAGAGCAGGCUGGUGGAGGAGUCCCAGUGUCGUAGCUGCAUUCCAGGCUUCUACUGUUCAGAGAUCGGCCUCUCGGUAGUCUCUGGGCCCUGCCUGCCAGGUUUUUACUGUCUAGAGGGAUCCCAGACUGCUGCCCCAAUGUCAAGUGAAUCUGGAAGUGUUUGUCCCGCGGGCCACUACUGCGCAGAGGGCAGCAGCGUUCCCACACCCUGUCCGGCUGGCUCUUACCGGAAUGAGACUGGAGGAAAAAGCAAAGAUUACUGCAAAACAUGUCCUCUUGGCUGGUUCCAGGAUUUAUCGGGCCAAACAGAGUGUGAUCCCUGCCCUGCUGGGUUCCACUGCCAGUACCCGAGUAGCAGCCCCACCAUGGGAGGCCCUACUGGAGUCUCCAGCCCUCUGCCCUGCCCGGCCGGCUACAUAUGUCCCAGGGAGAAUCCAGACAGUCACCCUUUUCCCUGCCCCAAAGGCACCUACAGCCCCCGCCACGGUCUCACCUCCACAGGUGAGUGCUUUGUGUGUCCAGCGGGUCAGUUUUGUGGGUCUGACGGGUUGGUUCAGCCUUCGGGGCCGUGUGCUGCUGGGUUUCUGUGUUUGAUGGGCGCCACAGUGCCCAACCCGACUGACAACAGAACUGGAUCUCUCUGUCCACCCGGGAAAUUCUGCCAACGGGGGCAAACAGCAGGGGAUUGCUGGGCAGGGUUUUAUUGCGACUGGGGCUCCAGCAGAGCAGAUACGGCUCUGUGCCCUGCUGGUUUCUUUUGCCCCAGAGGGACACUGGUCCCAAUCCCUUGUUCUGCAGGAACAUUUAGCUCUGAAACAGGAAACAUACAUCAAGACAAUUGCACUACAUGCACACCUGGGUACUACUGUCAAGUUAAAGGUACUAUACAGCCUUCCUUAUGUCCCGCUGGAUACUACUGUCCUCCGGGGAUGUCUCUAGGACGAGAGUUCCCCUGCCCUCCUGGCACUGUGCAGAACCGACUCGGAGCCUCCGAUCCCGACGCCUGCCUGCCCUGUCCUGCCGGAAAGUUCUGCUCUCAACCCGGUCUGUCGCAGCCAACAGGACCUUGCGAGGCCGGCUACUACUGUCCUGCUGGUUCAACCAGCCCUAACUCUACUGCUUAUCAGGGGAAUUCUACCAUAGGACACCUUUGUCGUCCAGGUCACUAUUGCCCCUCUGGCAGCGGCUAUCCCCUCCCCUGCCCGGCAGGCUCUUAUUCCAUCUCGCAUGGACUGAGGGGAGUUGAUGGAUGCCUGCCCUGCCCCCCUGGACGGUUUUGUGACAGGCCUGCAAUAGCAGAGCUCUCCGUUGCACCCCCAUGUCAUGCUGGGUAUGUGUGCCUGGGUGGCAGCUCCAGUGCCACCCCAUCCGACGGUUCCCAUGGCUACCUCUGCCCCUCGGGCCACAGCUGUCCCGUUGGCUCAGCAAGUGAGGUGCCCUGUGAGACCGGCACGUACAGUCCUGCCACUGGAGCAGCUCACUGCUUAAUAUGUCCCAAAGGGUUCAUGUGUUCCUACUUAGCAACUCAAGAGCCUUCUGUCUGUCCAGCUGGUCAUUUUUGUCCUGCUGGGACCGUGCUGCCUGAGCUCUGUCCGUUGGGGACUUUCAGCAACAAGACAGGAGCCUUUUCUCUCUCUGUGUGCACACCCUGUCCCUCUGGAGUGUACUGUAGCUCAUACGGAGCCUCAACACCAGACGGUUCUUGUUUGCAGGGUUAUUUCUGCACGGGGGGAGCCACACAGCCAACACCGCACAGCUCUGACAACUCCCCAGUGAAUGGCCCUUGCCCCGUGGGCCAUUACUGCCCAGCAGGGUGCCUCGCCCCAAUUCCCUGCCCUCUCGGCAGUAUUCGCAAAACCAUAGGAGGGGUGUCCAUGGAGAGCUGCUCCGCCUGUCCCGCUGGUCACUACUGCUCUGCGGAGGGUCUUGCUAGCCCCAGUGGCCCGUGUGCAGCUGGUUUCUACUGCCCUUUUGACUACUCCUCGACCACUCCAUAUGCCUUCUUGUGUCCCAAGGGCCAUUACUGUCCAGAAGGCUCCGUUCUGCCCCUGCCUUGUGCCACAGGAGAGUACCAGCCAAACCCGGGCUCAGACGGCUGCGUCCCAUGCCGAUCUGGGUUCUACUGUGAGGAGGCCAUAGUGGGAGAGCCAUGGCCCUGCCCACCACACUCAUUUUGCCCUGCAGGCACAAUGGUGCCUCUGCUCUGCCCCAAUGGGACAUACACUCCUUCAAACCAGGGAGGACUACAAGAAGAGCGAGAGUGUUUACCCUGCCCUCCAGGGAAAUUCUGCAGGGCUGGUAGGAUCCAGGGUUUGUGCGCGGCGGGCUAUCUUUGUGUUUCUGGCAGUGCAGAUGUCACCCCUGAGGCGCCACUGUCUAACAUGACACAGUGCCAGUGGGGCAUGCAGUGUGCUGGACCAUGUCCACCAGGUUUUUACUGUCCUGAGGGAACGGAGGAAGCUAAGUUCUGUGCUGCAAACACCUUCAGAAGCUCCCCGGGAGGUGCCAGCCUACCUGACUGUUUACCCUGCCCACCUCAGCAUUGGUGUAAACCGGGAGACCCAGUCCUUCAUCCGUGUCCGCCCGCUCAUUACUGUGACGGUCUGCCUGGAAGUGACUUUAAUGGAGGCACAGGACCCAGGCCAUGUCCGCUGUACACCUAUCGAGCUUUACCGGGAGCAGGCAGCAAGGGUGACUGCCUGCCCUGCCCUCCUGGUUCUCACUGUAACAGAACAGGGCUUACAGACUACUCCAACAGUCGGUGCCCGCCUGGUUUCUGGUGCAGCGGGUCUGGACCCCCCAUUCUCUGCCCUGCAGGCACCAAAAGGCCCCGUCCUGGAGCUGCUUCACCAAGCCAAUGUGAACCGUGUUCAGGGGGAACCUUCUGCCCAGAUCCGAGAGCAACAGGGAGGCCGAAUGUGGAGGGGAUCCCCUGCAGGGCCUCCUAUCAAUGCCCAACUGGUGCAGUCUCGGAGAGUCUGUGCAGAGCCGGCUCAUACUGUGGACCUCAUACUGAUGAGCCUGCAGUCUGUCCCAAAGGGUAUCUUUGUCCUGAGGGAUCUCAUACCUACAACACCCCCAAGCAACUAUGCCCUUUUCCUUACUACUGUCCAGCAAACAGCUCCUUCAUGAGGUCCUGCAAGGGAGGAUUUAUGCCCAUCAACACCAGCGACCUCAGAGGAUCCAAAAACAGCUGUUGUCGUGUGUGUGAGGGGGGCACCUAUCGCCCGUACCUCUCCCCCAUCCUGCAAUGUCUUCCAUGUCCACCGGGAUACUUUUGCUCUCCAGGUACAACCGACUACAAAAGUUCCCCCUGCCCUGUUGGGUAUCGCUGUCCAAAGGGAGCCGCCCAACCAAUAGCCUGCCCUCCUGGCUUCUUUGGUAACAUUACUCAUGCUGAGACAUUGAGUGACUGUCACCUGUGUCCAGCUGGCACCUUCAACCACCUGCUUGCUCAGAAGGCCUGCUUCCCCUGUGGCAGCUCCUCCACCUCAACAGCCGGUUCUUCUUCUUGCACCUGUAUCGGUAAGAAUCGGGCAUUUCAGCACUCGGAUGGUUCAUGUUUGUGCAGAACUGGUUUCAUCUUCUACAAUGAACUGGACUUCAAAAGUUCUACCUCUGACAGUGAAUUGGACUGCCAGCCUGAGGUGAACAGACGGUGUUCUGCUGGUCAGGUACGUCUGGCAGCAUCCAGGGAGUGUGUGACACCUUCCCUCCACUCCUGCAAUACAACCUGUGGACAACAUGGAGGAACUCUGGAUGUGGCGAUGGGCAUCUGCCGGUGUGAGCGAUAUGUGUCCGCUGAAGAGCUUUGCAACACGUCCUGCCUCUUCACACUACCUCAGCUCUCCGCCCAGAUCUCACCAGACGGGCACCUGCUGCUCAGCUUAAAAGAAAGAGACAAGAUGGUGUGGGCAAGGACUGUGAUGGAUGUUUUAGGACCAGAUAUCCACGCAAAGGGUAUUGGUAAAAUCCAUUUGAUCCAGUUUGAUCCUGAAGGCGUGUUUGGUUGGAUUCCAACACAGAAAGAGCUCAUCAAUAACUUUCUGUCAGAACCGAUUAAACUCCUGAAGACAAGACAAAGAAAGAGGAGAGACAUGGAAGAUGCCGAGGAUUAUGAUGCUUCUGACACAGCUGUCCUUCCUCGUAUCCCCAACCCCAUUGUCUGUCUGUCCUCGGGUGACAUGCUCAUUUUCCAUCUCACCAUCAACCACACUGACCGACAUCGGAGCCACUUUCCAGUGUAUCAGAAAGACCACCUGUUUAACAGUAAUCCCAGUUGGGACUUUGGUGCCUUCAGACGACUGCAGAUACUCAUGAAGCAGACCAACUUGAACUCUACAAGGUUCGCCCACGUGUUUUCAGCAGCUGGGAAGUACGCGUUUGUCGACAGCACCGUCCCAGAGCGGAGUAUGGUGGUGGUGGUCAGUGAUCAGGGGACAGUCUGUGACCCUCGGGCCUCCGUCUUCCAGCCCAUGACCCCGGCACAGCUGGUGAAGCACGGGAUUAUCAAGCAGCACAGACUCAACCUUCUUCCUGACUGGGGAGUGAUAGCAGGGGUCCUUGGUCUGCUGCUGGUUCUCGUUGUGGUUUUGACCACCACCGUGAUAGUUCUGCGACCCGGUAAAGCAAAACUCGUCUCCCAAUGGAGGAAUAAGCCCAAGUGGCGCAGCCUCGGGGAGCCCUUCUGUCCGGUGGAUUGUGUUUGCAGUGAAGACAACAAAGUUGUCCCAAGCGUAGGUGGCUUACUAGGUAGUAGAGGUGAAGGAGAGGGAGCAGAAGCCGAGGAGCCCGCUGUUUCAAAAGGAGGAAAUGUUCCAGGGCGCUGCGAUUUGGAGGAGUUGAAUGUCAAGACUCUGUUUGACAAACUGGAGGAUCAGAACUUACACUUCGCCUCACAACUGGCCCGACACCGCAAAGACACACAGGAGUUUUAUAGAAACAUCUGUCAACAGACUGAAACACUCAAGAAUGUCCUAGACAAUAUGGAUCAUAGAAAACUAAGCUUUCUAAAGGAACUGCUUGUCCAUAAUGCAAUGAAGAAUAAACCAUUCGACUGCAGUGCAAGAGGGAGAGAUUUACAAGUUGAGACCUCUACAGCAUUACUAGGAGAUGUACUCCAGUCAGUAGAAGCUCUUCUCUGCAAGCUGGCGGGAGAAGCUUGGCAGAACCAGGAUUUAGCCGCCCCUCCAUACUGUCACAUUGGUCCUCGUGAUGCCAGGGAAUGUGAACCACGAGCUGGAUACAGACAAUCUGGUGACAACAUGUGUUAUACACAGUUUUCGUCAGCGAAUGUGAUCAAAGCAGAGCCAGUACAUCUACCGAGCACAGAGUCCUGUUUCAGUGACCACGACUUGUCCAGACUGGUCAGUACAUCUCCUCUGUUCAAGACCCUGCACGAGAUCCAACAGUCUUUACAGAAACUCACCACAGAGGAGUCUAACCGUCAGCCUCACAUUGCAGCUACAGAACAGUCUGUCCAGGAAAACAAUGAAGGGCAACUUAUCCCGACUGCCCUCGACAACCUCUCCGUGCAACACUCAGCCGUCUUCCUGUUCGGUUGCCAGGUGAUGCAGUUGCUUGCGAACAGCCACCUGUUCCCCCCUGUGCUUCUCCUAAUGGCCAAGUCGAUACCUGUUCCUUUAUCUUCCCCAAAUGAGGGUCUGCUGACACAUUGUUCAAGGGACUUUUAUUUUGAUGCAUCCAAUCAAAUCCUUUAUCUGUCAGAGGAAAAGCUUCAUCACGUUGGACAUUUCAUCGCCCUCAUUCUGCAGUCCAUGGCCUACAUAGUGUCAGGAUCCAAACCUCUGAGUUUCAUGGAAGCCCUUCAUGAGGCAAUAUCAGCUUUAAGCCUUCAGCUGUUCAACGUUUCUUUCAAAUGGAACACACCAGGGUCAAAUUCCAACGCUUCAGAGGGGCAGCAUAGUGCAUUAGUGGAAGAGUUUCUCAACACUAGAAUUCCCACUGAACCACAGUUUACCGAACACCUUUUAGCUUGCAGGCUUCAGAAACAGCUUAUGACAAACCUCAAACAGAUUUCAACUGAGGACACAAACACAGCAGGUUUGCCACCAAAAGGGACACCAAUGCAGAUGUCCUGCAUAGAAGACGAAAUUGACCGAAUGAGUGAGUCUUUCUUGCAGCUGAGCGUGCAGCUACAGAAGAGAGCUCAAAUGAGCACAUGGCUAAAGGAGAGAGAAAAUGGAGCUGGCAACCAUUCUGUGCAGGCAAUACCAACGAGCAUACCAAGUCUCAGUCGUAAUGGAACGAUCCUGCUGGAGCUGAAGAGAUCCUAUGUAUCACAGCGCCUCAACGAGCUCCAAAUGACAUUAGGCCGCAUCAGACAGAGCCAGCAGCGUGACAGCGAGUCAAAAAAUGGAACAAGAGGCCGCAUGCAAACCGACAGCAGCGCCACUCAGCAGGAGCAGAGCGACCAUUAUCCUGGCGUAGCUGAUUGGGGUCCGCUUGGCGGCCAGCGGCCGGACAGUUUUCCAUCUGACACGAGUCACAGCCAGCAAAGAGCAGAGAGCAGAGGUCCCGGUAACUCUAAACCGGAGAGUCGUAUAUCCGACCAGCUGAUGAGUGACACUGUCCAGAGCAACAACCCAGACGCAUCACUAGACUGCUAGAAGUCGUGUCUCUGUAUCCCAAGGGUGCAGGAGGCUUUGGUACACGUUUGUUUUGAUGCACAGAAUAAUACAAUUUCUUGUAUGUUUAAUCAGAGCUAAGUGUGUUGUUUUUAAUAAUGUAUGAUCUUGAAUUCUCAGGCAGGACUUAUUGUGUUCUGUUUAUUACCAUAUUCUAAAGAAGACGAUAAUCUUCAACUCGGUAGAUUCAAAAUGUGCUUCUGUGUUGUUUCUUACUCACAAACACUUCUCCCUUUUGUAGCGGUGACAACCUCUGUCUUCAUAAGUAUUUCAUGUUUGUCCGUUUUCUUCAUCUCAAAGCUCCAUUCAAAAUCUUGCUGGAAAGGUCUAUGCUUCCUUCCUCACUCGGGUUCCUCGGUUUGUCUGACGCACAGGGUUCUGGUUCUUUUAAUAGAAAGUGAGUAUUCCUACAGGGGACUGCGGGCCAAAUCAGAAGGUCAGAUGGAACAAGUCUUCACUUACUAUCAGUGUUAGCUUAGAGCUCUGUGACAACUCCCCCGAGGUGCAAUUUGGCAUUGCCCUGUAGAUUUGUGUGUGUGUGUAUGUGUAUGUGUUUGUGUGCGUACGAGGGGUGUGGUUCAGUGACUCCUUGAGAUUAUACGCCUUAUCAAUUAGAUUAGCUGCUAUGUGUUAGUGAUUUGGCCUCACGGUGAGACAAGGCAUCAUAUAACACGGCUCCUGAGCCCUGUGUUUCUACAUUAGCGGUACAGCGUUAUGUUUGCUCUAGUUGUUGGGCUCAACACAAGUGUUAUUUUUAGACACCGUCUUUUGUGAUUUGUGUGUGACAGUAUGUGUAUAUAUGUUUGAAUACUAUAUGUAUACGAUUGCAAAAUAUCCAAAUUAAAUACAAAACAUAUUCCAUGAGGUCUGCCAUGUACUCUAAUACAAUGCUAAAUGCUAAAGUUCUAACAGUGGGUCAAGAAUCAGCUGUCUUUUGUUGUAUAAACACAGCAAAACCUUUUUUUU